Fusarium falciforme is the source of this 1581-nucleotide messenger RNA. RefSeq names its product Fungal-trans domain-containing protein. The transcript has 3 exons. Bases 1 to 1581 code for a protein of 526 amino acids. NCBI's taxonomy places the organism in Eukaryota, Fungi, Ascomycota, Sordariomycetes, Hypocreales, Nectriaceae. Gene Ontology annotation, molecular function: DNA-binding transcription factor activity, RNA polymerase II-specific; zinc ion binding; RNA polymerase II cis-regulatory region sequence-specific DNA binding. Gene Ontology annotation, cellular component: nucleus. The record is from RefSeq and is a predicted model, not a curated record. Gene Ontology annotation, biological process: DNA-templated transcription; positive regulation of transcription from RNA polymerase II promoter by galactose.
AUGGGAAUACCAGCAACCAUAUUGGACAGAUCCGCUCAAAGCACAAGCCGUACCUCGAACGUGCCAUACCAGCUGGCACAAUACGGACCAUUCAUGAAGCUCCUGGCCCAAGAUCCUUUAUGGGAUAUGAAUCGAGGAGAUGCCAUCAACAACAUUGAACAGUGGUUUUCGGAAACUGGCUCUCUCUACGCCGUUGUUAGCAAGGAGCAGAUGCUAGAGGUUGCCCAUAAUGUUUUUGACGUUAUGCAGAGUGUCAACGUCCACGACACGAGGAGUCGAGGAGCUCUGGCAGAGUGCUUGUCCCAUGAUAAGACUAACAAACUGAAACUCAUUUUGGCCAUUGGUCGAACGUUGGAGAGCGGUGGCCGUAAUGAUCUGGCCCAGAGGCUCCUCCAGAGCGCCACUGAAGCUAUUGAAGGGCUCCUAUGGAGCACAAAUUCCAUCAACAACAUACAGUUGCUAGUCCUGAUGGCCCUUUAUUACUAUCAUCUCGACGAAGAAGUACGAACAGGCCGCAUCAUUGGUUUUGCAGCCAGACUCUGCCUCGAAAUGGGCUUGCACCGUCGAGCGACCGUCAACUCCUUUGCCAACUCGGAAGAGCAAGCCGCGGCGCUACAGACGUUUUGGUGUGUGUACAUGCUGGAGAGAAGGACGAGUCUGGGGCAGGGGAUCCCGUUCUACAUACAGGACUGUCAUAUCGACCCAACACUAUUUGCCAUGGGUGGUCAUGAUGCAGUGACGACGGCGCUUCUCGACUGGACUAAGCUGGCAGGCAGGACGUGGCACGCUCUCAACAGCCAAGGCGAGAAGGAGAGUGCCAUCAAUUUUGAUGAACUCGACUAUCUCGACUAUCAAAUAGGGCAGUGGUACCAGCACCUAGCCGAUGACAUGAAGCUCGAAUCUAUACAACCAGGGCAGGAGAUUCGGCAUGUCCAGGCGGUGAUUUUCCUCCGCAAGAGCCAUCUAUACAACCUGAUCUAUCGCCUAGUCCUCCAAUCCCCAACGCGGAUAGCCCAGCACCAGAGACAUGCCCACAAAGCUGCUGCUAUUGCCAAGGAGUCGCUGCAGAUGCUCUCAGGCCUCAACGAAAACACCGGCAUCAUCAAGCGCAAUCCUCUCUUCUUCAAGCAUCUCUUACUAACUGCCUUUGGAAACCUAUUACUGGCGGUUGUCAACGCCAGCUCCAUGUUUUGCGACAACGUCAAGAUCGAGUUUGACAUUGCACUCGACAUGAUAAGAAUGCUGAGCAACCGGUCACCACUACUCAUGGCCCUCUGGAAGCGGCUUCAGGGCCUGCGGAGGCUUCGGGCGCAGCUAUCCAGCUACUCUGCCACGACGGCAUCGAGCAGCAAUGGGCAAGGAGAAGAGGCACAAAGUUUGGACUGCUCGCCUGAUGCCGAUGCCAUGAUGUUUGAUGAGUUGUUCCCAGCGCUGCAGGCUGAUGCAAUGGACAUGCCGGUCGACAACUUGGGAGACACAAUGGUCCGCGAUCAACUGAAUGGCUUCUUUGACCUUCCACCUGUCUCGGCUGGUGGGACAGGGAGCAGUUGGGUCUUUGCAACCUGGGACGGAUCGACAUAG